Daucus carota subsp. sativus is the source of this 1791-nucleotide messenger RNA. Its product is annotated as heat shock cognate 70 kDa protein. NCBI's taxonomy places the organism in Eukaryota, Viridiplantae, Streptophyta, Magnoliopsida, Apiales, Apiaceae. The transcript has a single exon. The record is from RefSeq and is a predicted model, not a curated record. Gene Ontology annotation, molecular function: ATP-dependent protein folding chaperone; ATP binding. Gene Ontology annotation, cellular component: cytoplasm.
AUGGCUAGAGUUGAUCAAAUAGCUGUUGGAAUCGAUCUGGGUACCACAUACUUCCUAGCUUGUAGCACUAGGCAAUUCCAUUGAGCUCUCUGUUCAAAGUUUUAGUGCUUAGUCAUUUAAAUGCCUUCUUAUUUCAUUGUCUUUCUGUACACAGAUGCUAAAAGGUUGAUUGGAAGGGGAUUCAUGGAUUCAACUGUGCAAAGUGACAUGAAGCUCUGGCCAUUCGAGGUAAUUAGUGAUGCUGAUAACAAACCCAAGAUAGUUGUGACUUACAAAGAAGUGGAGAAACAAUUUUCACCUGAGGAGCUGUCUGCAAUGGUUCUUAUUAAGAUGAAGGAAAUUGCAGAAGUUUACCUGGGAAGGAAUGUCAACAAUGCUGUUGUCACCGUCCCUGCACACUUCAAUGACUCACAGCAGCAGGCUACAAAAGAUGCAGCAACUAUAGCUGGCCUCAAUGUGUUGCAGGUACUUGUUGAGCCAACUGCUGCUGCUGUCGCUUAUGGCCUUGACAAAAAUCUUACUAGUUCAGUCGGGGAGAAAACUGUGCUUGUCUUUGAUCUUGGUGGUGGUACUUUUGAUGUUUCUGUUCUUAAAAUGAGAAAGGACAGUUUUGAAGUUAAGGCUACUGCAGGCAAUUCUCAUCUUGGAGGUGAGGACUUUGACAAUCGUUUGCUCAACCAUUUCGUUGAGGAAUUUGAAAGAAAGCACAAAAAGGACAUCCGUAGAAGUGCUAAAUCUUUAAGAAGAUUGAAAAAUGCUUGUGAAAAGGCAAAGAGAGUUCUCUCACAUAAUACUGUGACAACUAUUGAUGUGGAUUCUUUGUACGAGGGAAUUGAUUACUCUUCAAAAAUUAUGCGUGCCAGGUUUGAAGAAUUAAACAUGUUUCUGUUUCAAAGUUGUAUGGAUAUAGUGAAAAAGUGUCUAGAGGAUGCGAAGAUGGACAUCUGCAGUGUUCAUGAUGUUGUACUUGUAGGUGGAUCAACUAGAAUUCCGAAAGUGCAGGAGCUAUUGGAACAGUUUUUUAACGGGAAGAAACUAAGCAAGAACAUAAAUCCUGAUGAGGCUGUUGCCUAUGGUGCUGCUGUUCAAGCCGCCAUACUAAGUGGAGAGGGUAGUUGCAAGAUCAAGAAUUUGGUGCUGCUUGAUGUUACUCCUCUGUCUCUUGGGAUUGGAGACUCGAGAGGCCUGAUGUCAGUAAUUAUCCCAAAGAAAACAACUAUACCCAUCUCAAAGAAAAAACAAUUUUCUACACCGACUGAUGAUACGACGUGCAUUUUAAUCAACGUAUAUGAAGGUGAGAGAACAAAAGCGGGAGACAACAAUUUCCUUGGAGGGUUUGUAUUGUCUGACCUGCCUCGUGCACCAAGGGGCGAGGUUAAAAUUUGGGUUACCUUUACAAUUGAUGCUAAUGGAGUGUUACAUGUAUCUGCUGAGAAUAAGGCUACUGGACUGAUGAAUAGCAUUACAAUCGACAAAAGAGGAACACUUACGAAGGAGGAGAUUGAAAGAAUGGUAAAGGAUGCUGACCGGUACAAGGUUCAAGAUGAGGAGUUGAGGAGAAAGGUUGACAAAAUGCAAGAACUCAAGGAGUAUUUAUAUAAAACGAGGGACCUGGCUGAAAGAAAUCACAAACUUGAUGCUUAUGUUAAGACGAUGAUAAGUCGUUAUUUCAAGGAGGCUGUUAAAUGGCUAGACGCUAACAAGAAUGCUGAAGUUGACGAGUACGAGUACCAGAAGCAGCAGUUUAAAGCAGUCUGCAAUCGAUUCAAAGUUUCUGGUAGUUCAGUUUAA